CCAACACUUAGGCCCAUCCGUCUGGACGUCCGUUUUCGCCCUUGUCCUUGACAACCAGCCGCUCGAUUCAACCAUGUCUCACUCCGGAGCCCAGGGCAGCAUUGGGAGUCACUCGGCCAUAGGGCUGCGUGCCCACAAAAUGUACCUGUAUGAGUUUGAGAACUUCCAGGGACGUAAGAUGGAGUGCACGGCUGAAUGCCGUAACCUGUGCGAGAAGGGCUUUGAGAGGAUCGGCUCCAUCAGGGUGGAAUGUGGACCCUGGGUCGGCUAUGAGCAGCAAGAUAUGACUGGAGAGAUGUUCAUGCUGGAGAAGGGCGAGUAUCCCCGUUGGGAUACCUGGAGCAACAGCUACAGAUGUGACCGCUUCAUGUCUGUUAGGCCUGUCCGCAUGGACCCCCAGGACCACAAGAUCUGCCUGUAUGAGUGUAACAACUUUGAGGGCCGUAAGAUGGAGGUGUGCGAUGAGGACAUCCCCAGCCUGUGGUCCUAUGGCUUCCAGGACCGUGUGGCCAGCAUCCAGGUCAACGGUGGAACCUGGGUUGGCUACCAGUACCCAGGUUACCGUGGCUACCAGUACGUGUUUGAGAGCGGCGCCUACAAGCACUGGAACGAGUGGGGUGCCCACCAUCCCCAGAUCCAGUCCAUCAGGAGAGUGAGGGAUAUGCAGACUCAUCGUAGGGGUUGCUUUGAGUGGACCGCCUAGAUGGGGCUGCCAAGGUGACAGGUCGCGGGCCAGCAUAACAGAUGGGCAGGAGCCGGGCUAGCCAUGGACUAACCGUACCUGAGUCCGGAGCUCAAUCAUGGAUCUCUACACAGCCACAAUAAGCUAACGGCUAACAACGUUACAACUCAUCUGGCUCCACCACAAUCACUUUUAACUAGUAUCAUUCAGGAGGUGUGUGCUAAGACGCAAAAUCCCAGAAUGAAAACAGUGUCAUCUACAGGGCAAAGGUUGCUUCUGCAUUUCACCAGCAGCUGACUUCCACGACACCUGAAUAUAAUCAUACUGGUGGAAGUGAUUCCUGUACUCUCUGGUCCAAGCCCUGAUAAAAUUACUGCACGAGACAACUUAUGAUAUUUAUGAUGGGAAUUUCAAUGGGGGAAAGUGAAUUGGUUAAAAAAGAUUUGAAUAAGUUAUAACUUAAUUAGUUUGUGUUCAGUAGUUUGUUUCCAUAUCUGCAAAGCCCAUUGAUUUUAUACAUCUUACUUGCUUAUGUGUUUCUUAGCUAUAUACCAACUGAUGCCGAAUAAGCCUAUUCAUUACAACGAUCUACCCUCCUGCAAACUGUGUAAAGUAGAUACUACCCAUACUACACUCACUCCAGUCUCUAAGCUACCAUGGACAGCCACUAGAUUUACGUGUCCUGUCCAUGCCCUGCAGUGAGCUCAAUCACCCACAGGGAGGCGCUGUUUCCCAAUUUAUUCUCCCACUUGGCCACUGAAUCCAGGGAUUAGACCAUUAUUUCUCCAAUUAAAUUCUACCUUAAAGGCUUCAAAGCUAUGCCCAUGCCCCAUUCAGUGAGGCUAUCAGAAGUUCUGCAGGGGGUUUGAUUGGGAGACAGGCCUACCUGGUAGUGUUUUUCUAGACAUGUUGACCUUUUGGGUGACCCUUCCCUCCUCUUAGUGAUGGGGUUGGCCAGGAGACUUCUUAUUUACAAUACUGUAUAUUUCUCAGGGAUGCUGGCAUCUGGAAAGCAACUUUCCAAUGGAAAAAAUAUGAAAUAAAAUAAAGAAUUCUAA
Messenger RNA from Esox lucius (northern pike), 1740 nucleotides. RefSeq names its product crystallin, beta B1, like 3 (gene crybb1l3). The coding region runs from base 74 to 703 and encodes 209 amino acids. The record is from RefSeq and is a predicted model, not a curated record. Gene Ontology annotation, molecular function: structural constituent of eye lens. NCBI's taxonomy places the organism in Eukaryota, Metazoa, Chordata, Actinopteri, Esociformes, Esocidae. The transcript is spliced from 6 exons. Gene Ontology annotation, biological process: lens development in camera-type eye; visual perception.